Peronospora farinosa is the source of this 516-nucleotide messenger RNA. The record is from the annotation of a GenBank genome assembly. NCBI's taxonomy places the organism in Eukaryota, Oomycota, Peronosporomycetes, Peronosporales, Peronosporaceae.
AUGUCUUUGGCCUUCUCGUACCAAGACUGCAUCACCGAGUCAAAUAACCUCAUACUGCAUAUCCAGGUUGACGAGUACCUCUCGUCUGCAUCCGUGAGUGACGACGAGCCGGAACUGGCGCUGCAUUGGGACCAGCAAGCGCUUUCUCAGUUUGUGGAUGCAGCUAACAGCGUGGACGCUGGCGUGGCCAUGCCCGAUUGGCUCUCGCAGCCCCGGGGCAGCAUCACACCCGACUCUAUUGUCGAGGACAUCAUGAAACUCUUAGCUACAAAGGCGGGCGGGCGGUUUGGUCGUGUGUUGUUGACCACCAACAGUCUCGUACAGUUCGGCCAACUCUGCGGCAUGUUCGCGUACAUCGAGAACGACGCGUUUAUGCUGGCAGCUGCAGACACUGCAGGUAUUAGCGACGGGACCACGCUGGCCAAGGUCUUUUGUGUGACAGAGGGCAGCGUGUCCGCCGCCGUUCCCAUGGAGUUCCCUCCUCUCGAGAACCAGAGCCGACGCCUGUUCUCUUGA